Messenger RNA from Trichomycterus rosablanca, 3086 nucleotides. RefSeq names its product zinc metallopeptidase, STE24 homolog (gene zmpste24). The record is from RefSeq and is a predicted model, not a curated record. Lineage: Eukaryota; Metazoa; Chordata; Actinopteri; Siluriformes; Trichomycteridae. Gene Ontology annotation, cellular component: endoplasmic reticulum membrane. Gene Ontology annotation, biological process: CAAX-box protein processing. Gene Ontology annotation, molecular function: metalloendopeptidase activity. The coding region runs from base 76 to 1488 and encodes 470 amino acids. The transcript has 10 exons.
UUAGUGCUGACUGUCAGAUUAGCCUCGGUGGCUAACAGCAGUGUGUAGCUGAACUGUUAAAAGCCGAAGAGAAUCAUGUUGGGAGAAAUAUUAGAUCUACCGGCUGAACAUCAGAUCUUUUACGCUGUGUUGGUGUUUUCAUGGGCUGUUUAUCUAUGGGAGGCCUACCUCGCCUUCAGACAGAGGAGGAUAUACAGGUCAACGACGCACGUGCCUUCCGAGCUGGGAAAGAUCAUGGACUCGGAGACUUUUGAAAAGUCGCGGCUCUACCAGCUGGACAAGAGCAACUUUGGCUUCUGGUCGGGACUUUACUCCGAGACUGAGGGGACGCUGAUCCUGCUGUUUGGAGGAAUCCCGUUUCUCUGGAAGAUCUCAGGGACCGUGACCGGGCGCUUUGGUCUGGGUCCGGAGUACGAGAUCUCUCAGUCGCUGGUGUUCCUGAUUCUCGGGACGUUGUUCAGCGCCUUCACCGGGCUGCCGUGGAGUCUGUACAGCACGUUCGUCAUCGAGGAGAAGCACGGCUUCAAUAAGCAGACACUAGGUUUCUUUCUGAAGGACGCUUUGAAGAAGUUCGCGGUGACCCAGUGCAUCCUGCUGCCCGUCACCGCGCUCCUGCUCUACAUCAUAAAGAUCGGAGGAGACUACUUCUUCAUCUACGCCUGGCUCUUCACGCUGGCCGUCUCCCUGGUCCUGGUCACCAUCUACGCCGACUACAUCGCUCCGCUGUUCGAUAAGUUCACCCCGCUGCCGGACGGAGAACUGAAGACCGACAUCGAGAGCAUGGCGCAAAGCAUCAGCUUCCCGCUCACCAAGAUCUACGUCGUGGAGGGCUCUAAAAGAUCGUCCCACAGUAACGCCUACUUCUACGGCUUCUUCAAAAACAAGCGCAUCGUGCUGUUCGACACGCUGCUGGAGGACUACUCGCCUCUCAACAACAAAAACGAGGGAGAAUCCGCCGACGAGCAGGAGAAGAGCGAGGACACGGCAGAAGAAAGCAAACUCCAACCCAAGAACAAGAAGCAAGGCUGCAGUAACCAGGAGGUGCUGGCGGUUCUUGGUCAUGAAUUGGGACACUGGAAGCUCGGACACACUGUGAAGAACAUCGUCAUCAGCCAGAUGAACUCCUUCCUGUGCUUCUUUCUUUUCGCUGUUCUGAUUGGUCGAAAGGAACUUUUCACGGCCUUUGGCUUCCUCGACAGCCAGCCGACUCUCAUUGGUCUGCUGAUCAUUUUCCAGUUCAUCUUCUCCCCCUAUAACGAGGUGCUGUCGUUCUGCCUGACCGUGCUGAGCCGCCGCUUCGAGUUCCAGGCCGACGCCUUCGCCCAGGCCAUGGGCCGAUCCGUCGAGCUCUGCUCGGCCCUGAUCAAGCUCAACAAGGACAAUCUGGGCUUCCCUGUGGCCGACUGGCUCUUCUCCAUGUGGCACUACUCGCACCCGCCACUGCUGGAGAGGCUGAGGGCUCUCAAGGGUCAGAAGAAACAGGACUGACGUUUUCACCAGGGGGCGCCGCGUUCACCACACGCCCCUCGUCGACCCGGUCUGCGCCGGCCGCUGCUGGACCUGUGAAGAGAAGCGGUGAAGUUCUCUCUCUCUCUCUCUUCGUGUCUCUGGUUCUGUUUCAGAUUUUUUUGCUUUGAGGUUUUCAUUUGUGAAUUUUUGUACCUCUUUUAAUUCGCUGGUGUUAAUGAUGCUUGUAAGAAGAGGAACGAAGGCUUGACUUUGUACUUGCAGUGUUGGUUUCUGAGCUGCCAUCACGGCCGUGUGUGUCCUAGGGCUGGGCGAUAUAUCAGUAUUGAAAUUCAUAUGCGUCUCGUAUCUGAAUCUGAUCGAAUUGGAACCAGAUUUCCGUCCAAAUUUCAUCCAAAUGAGCUCGUACCACCACUGCUGAGACACGCACCACCAGCCUGGUCGGGGAGGUCAGAUUGGGCGUCAUCUACGGUCCAGUCUGUGUACGACUUAAAGCUCCGUUUAUGAAUCUGCCCCCGUCUGGUUAAAGGACGCCGCUUUACAGCAGUGUGUCUGAGAAGUGUGCCAGGCUACGACUCUCCUCAGCCAGCGUGGACGUCACGACUAGCUAAGAUGAAGCUCGACCCACCUUCUGACCUGGCUGCAGGAACCAGAAUAAAAUCUGAUUGAUUCUGAAGGUCUUGUGUGCCUUAUUUCCAGUCCAGUACAGUCCUGAUACUCAAUAAGCAUAAAGUAAUGUAGUAUAAACUGGGUUUAUGUCAUUUAGACGGAUCACAUGGGGUUUUAUUGUCAUUUCAGCCAUGUACAGCGUGUGUAGUACACAGUAAAGCAAAUGAUGUUACUCCAGGACCUACAAGUGCUACAUGGAACUAACUAAUACAGCAUUGUGUUGUGCAUGUGUUUUGCAUUGUCAUUAUUUCAGGACCGACAGCAAAACCAAGCAAAUUAAAUAUCAUAAUAGAUUCUGUGUAUUGUGAACGUGUCUUCAAAUCUUUUGCUAUAUCGUCCAGUCCUAACGUUUCUUUUACAAGUUUCAUGUCAUCUACAGAUCCAUUCAUUCCUAAAUCCUAAUUUUAUGUCCAAAUCCUUCAUCUUUUAAAACCACCUUUAAGUGGUUUGUAAUUAAAAUGUCUUUUAUAUCACAAUAAUAUCAAUUAUCUCGUCACAUAGAGCAUUUCUCCACUGCACAAUUGAAUAAAUACCCCUGCAACUAUAUGUGCAGCCUCAUCCACUUAUAAAUGACAUUUUUUGAGCUUAGAUCAGCCGAUUUUGGGGCUUGUUUUCUGUGUGGCAACCUCUAAACCUUGGUGAUGUAAAGCUUGCAGUGCUACAGCGCCAUUCGUUAUGUAUUCAUUUGUAAUGUCUAUGAUAAAGGUUUCAGCACAUCACUAAUCAAACUGAAUCUGAACGUCAGACCUCUAAUGACUUUUAUUGUUCGCUUGUAUUAUUGAUUUGUAGUAAUGGCACGCUGUCAUUCGGCACACACUUUAAUGAAUCGUCCCAUUUUCUGUCAGGUCCAUUUCAGGUUCGGCUGCACCCUGCGUUACCACUUGACCUCGGUGAUGUGAUGUUAAUGAUUGUACCAUGGUUCAUGAAUAAAACCCUUCCUAGCAAUUUCA